GAUUUCCUCAAGCAAUCCACAACUUGUUUCGAUGACGAUUCUGACGAUGCGAAUACACCACAACCCUCCCGUUUGGUCCAGUCCUUCCUGAAAGGACAUUGUAAAGCGGUUGAAAACAUUAAACGUAAUAACAUGGAGAUUGCAAAGAAAAUGCAUAAGAAAACGAAAGCUUAUAUGGAAACGAAAGCUGAAAAUGAUCAUCUAAAAGUACAAUUGAGUAACGCGGAACAGGAGCUGAAGGAACUAACGAAAGCGCUAGAAGGGCUGAAAGGGAAUUACAAGCAACUCAAUGAAAAAUACAUAACUGUACUUCAGAAGUACACCCACUGCGAGACACACUAUGACGAAGAGCAAACCAAGAUCAAAGCUACAAUCAAUCAGCUAAAAGCAGAAAUUACUUUGAAGCAGUCGCGAAAUGAUGAAUUGGAGUCCAAGGUCAAGACCAUGCAGGAUAACUACCUCGAUAUUAGUGCCCAAGUCGAUGCUAUGACCCAAACUAAUGAGCAGCUAACGGCCGAUUUGCAAAAGAUGCAGUCACAGCUUUUAGAGCACGUUAAGGAAAAGACGGAGUCUCAUAACGCUAUGCAGAAUAUGGAGGAACAGUUCGCUGCCCAAAAUACGCUCCACGAGAUUAGGAUUUCAGAGCUGGAAACAGAGAUCCAAAACCAGACUCUAGCACAGGCCGAUCUGGUCAAUCGCAGCGAGUUGCAGGUAAAAGAGUACAACCUGAAUAUAUCGCACAUUCAGGGCCAGCUGAUGGAAAAGGAAGAGCUCUGUCGUGGUCUUCAGCAGUGCAAUGACACACUCAAAAAUCAACUCGAGCUUCAACGAAUCCAAAUCUCAGCAGCUAAAGCAGAGAACGAGGAAAAUCACCGAAACCUUACCACUUUGAAAGACUACCUAAGCCAAGUGGAGGCUGCAAGGGACCAAUUAAAGGUUUCCAAUAACGAUUUGAUACAGCAAAACGACCAAGCCGCAGUAGAGUUUGCCAUUGAAAAGACUAAACUUGCCGAGGAAUUAAAGCAACAAAAGGAUGAGCUCGAGGCCACUGUCUCACGACUAAAAUAUGAACUGGAGCAGCAGAAUCUGGCCUGCGGCGAGCUAUCCAAGCGGAACGAACAAGAAGUAAAUGACAUACACGUCAGGCUCUCCGAUCUCCAAGGCAGGCUCAAUGAGAGCGAGGUGCUUUGUCAGAAGCAGGAACUCGGCAAUAAACAACUGGCCAGCGAACAUCAAAAGAAAACUCAGAGUUUGCAAGACGAAUUAAACGAUGCGGUGGCAAAGUUAAACGAACUAACUAAACAAAACCAGGCCUUGGCAUCGCAGCUCCAGGAUGAUGAGCGGAACUACAAAGAGAACAUCAACACACUUCAAGCUAAACUGGAGCAACUUCAGGGUCAAAUUGAUAGGCUUCAGCAGCAUAUCACCAGUUUGGAGGCUGAGAGAGACGCACUGAGUAAUAACGUACAUCAGCUACUUGGCGAACAUGAAGAAAUGGUCAAUGAAUUAGCGACAGCUAAGUCCAACUUUGAACUGGAACUACGGUCGCAAACGGGCAUCCUACAGACAAAACUGGCCAGUCUGCAAAUGGAGCUAAACAGCAAGGAAAACGAAAACACCGAAUUGGAACGCAAAAAGGAUGCCAUCAUAGCUGAGCUGAAAUUCAAGAUGAACCGAAUUGGCAGUGUGUUUGAGCAGUCUGUCAGCAGUGUGAGAGUUGUAAGACCGGAACCAAACCCAUCCAUCACUGAAUCGCAGCUGGUUAUUGAAGCUCCACCUGCUCCUUCAAGAAAACGUUUUGCACUAAACCGACGUAUUGAAGCCAUAUCCGAUUCCUCGGACUUUCUCAGCGAUAACGAGCUACCCCUUCCAAAGGUGAAACCACAAAAGAAAGCUAUCUCUGGAGUCAAACGUGCUCGUUUACAUAAAAAUGAGAAGGAUAACGAUGCUGCUUUCGACAAGUUAAAGACUCAAGAUUAAAUUUCUUAAACACUUUUG
Messenger RNA from Drosophila persimilis, 1998 nucleotides. It is a transcript of the gene c(3)G, whose product is annotated as putative leucine-rich repeat-containing protein DDB_G0290503. Bases 133 to 1980 code for a protein of 615 amino acids. The transcript is spliced from 8 exons. The record is from RefSeq and is a predicted model, not a curated record. NCBI's taxonomy places the organism in Eukaryota, Metazoa, Arthropoda, Insecta, Diptera, Drosophilidae.